Lonchura striata (white-rumped munia) is the source of this 5924-nucleotide messenger RNA. RefSeq names its product ubiquitin protein ligase E3B (gene UBE3B). Gene Ontology annotation, molecular function: protein binding; ubiquitin protein ligase activity. Lineage: Eukaryota; Metazoa; Chordata; Aves; Passeriformes; Estrildidae. Gene Ontology annotation, biological process: protein polyubiquitination; ubiquitin-dependent protein catabolic process. The record is from RefSeq and is a predicted model, not a curated record.
GCGGGACGCAGGGCGGGCCGUUCCCCCUGCGCCCGGCCGGUGAGCGGCCCGGCGGAACGGCAGCGGCGGGGCGGGUUGGCGGCCGGACGGGCAGCGCGGACACGCCAGAGGUAAAUGGGCUCCGAAGGACUCGGAACUGCGGAGGGAAAGUCUUAAGUCCCCAAAUCAGCCGCAGGGAAUGUGCUUGUCCAUGCAGGAGCUGCCCGAAGUCUCUCGAUGUGUGCGUGUAAAUGAGCAUCACACGCUUCCCUUGAAUAAGUGACCCCUGAGGCUGUUUGCUGUGAGGAUCCUUUGCUCCCUGAGGCUCCAGCCAUGUUCAGUGCCAGCCAAUCCUCCAGGGCCCAGUUCCUGGACAAGGCCCGGCAGGCGCGGGAGGAGCGGCGGGAGCUGAAGGAGAGGGAGAGAGCUGCAGUGCAGCUCCAGGCUCUGGUCAGGAGGUUUCUGUGUCGAUGCCACCUGCAGAGGGAGAUCAGGAGAGAGGUGGAGGAUUUCUUUGGGACAAAUGAAUGUGGCUCAAGUAAAAGAAGUGCCCUGUCUGUGUUCAGGAUUGCCAGGAAGCUGCUGUUUGUGUUCAAUCCCAAGGAGGACAAGGAGAGGUUUGAGAAGCUGUGCCGUUGUAUCCUGAACAGCAUGGAUGUGGAGAACGAGCCCAAGGUGUGGUACGUGUCACUGGCACUCUCCAAGGACCUCACCCUCCUCUGGAUCAAACAGAUCAAAGACAUCCUGUGGUUUUGCUGUGAAUUCCUCAAGCAGCUCAAGCCUGACAUCCUGCAGGACUCCAGACUGGUGAACUUGCACCUCACAAUGCUGGUCACCUUCACAGACACUUCCACCUGGAAGAUCCUCCGGGGAAAAGGUGAGACCCUGAGACCUGCCAUGAACCACAUCUGUGCCAACAUCAUGGGCCACCUGAACCAGAAGGGCUUCUACUCCGUGCUGCAGAUUUUGCUAACUAAUGGCUUGGCAAGAUCCAGACCUUCCCUGUCCAAAGGUUCCUUAACUGCCAUCUUUUCCCUUGCUUUGCGCCCUGUGGUUGCUGCACAGUUCUCAGACAAUCUGCUGAGGUCCUUCCUGAUCCAUGUCAUGUCUGUGCCUGCUAUAAUGACUCACCUUGCUACUCUCACCCCUGAGCGCCUGGCAGUGAUGGAAUCCCACGAUCUCUUCCGGAAAUUCAUCCUGUUCCUGAGCCGGGAGUCCCAGUGCCGAGAUGUCUGCGUGUGCCUGGAGGGCAGUCACACUCUCUGCUUGCUGGGCAAUCUGGUGUUCCUGGGCUCCCUGAAUGACCAGGUGCUGGUGGAGGAGACAGCUCAUUUUGUGGGGGUGCUCAUCCACAUGCUCUCCUACUGCCAGAAGUACGUGUCCCAGAAGAAAUCCAACCUCACCCACUGGCACCCUGUGCUGGGCUGGUUCUCACAGACUGUGGAUUAUGGGCUGAACGAGUCCAUGCCCCUGCUGACCAAGCAGCUGCAGCACCUCUGGGGGGUCCACAUGAUCCGGAUCCUCUUCAGUGAUGUGCUCAGCAAGAAACUGCUGGAAAAUCAGGAGAUAGCUCAGCUGCCAGCACAGCCAAUCUCCCCUCAGAACAGCCUUCCUAUGAAAAACCUGUUCAAGAGAGCUUUCCAGAAGUCGGCCUCAGUCCGGAACAUCCUGAAGCCGGUGGGAGGGAAGCGCGUGGACUCUGCUGAGGUGCAGAAGGUUUGCAGCAUCUGUGUCCUGUACCAAACCACCCUGACCACCCUCACCCAGAUCCGCCUGCAGAUCCUCACAGGUCUCACUUACCUGGAUGACCUGCUGCCCAAACUGUGGGCUUUCAUCUGUGAGCUGGGACCACAGGGGGGGUUAAAACUCUUUUUGGAGUGUUUGAACAACGACACAGAGGAAUCCAAGAGGCUGUUGGCCAUGUUGAUGCUCUUCUGUGACUGCUCCCGUCACCUCAUCACGAUUCUGGAUGACAUUGAGGUCUACGAAGAGCAGAUUUCAUUCAAACUGGAAGAGCUGGUGACCAUCUCUUCUUUCCUGAAUUCCUUCGUGUUUAAGAUGAUCUGGGAUGGAAUUGUAGAGAAUGCCCGAGGGGAGACCCUGGAGCUGUUCCAUUCUGUCCAUGGCUGGCUCAUGGUGCUGUACGAGCGGGACUGUCGGCGGCGCUUCGCUCCCGAGGAUCACUGGCUGCGCAAGGACCUCAAACCCAGCGUGCUCUUCCAGGAGCUGGACAAGGACAAGAAACGAGCCCAGCUGCUCCUGCAGUACAUCCCACAUGUCAUUCCUCACAAGAACAGGGUGCUGCUUUUCCGGAACAUGGUCACAAAGGAGAAGGAGAAGCUGGGGCUGGUGGAGACGAGCUCGGCGUCCCCUCACGUCACCCACAUCACCAUCCGCCGCUCCCGCAUGCUCGAGGAUGGGUACGAACAGCUCCGGCAGCUUUCCCAGAACGCCAUGAAAGGAGUGAUCAGGGUGAAGUUUGUCAAUGACCUGGGGGUCGAUGAGGCUGGUAUUGAUCAAGAUGGGGUCUUCAAAGAGUUCCUGGAAGAGAUCAUUAAAAAGGUGUUCGACCCUGCACUGAACCUGUUCAAGACCACCAGUGGUGAUGAGAGGCUGUAUCCAUCCCCAACAUCCUACAUCCAUGAGAACUACCUGCAGCUCUUUGAGUUUGUGGGGAAGAUGCUUGGGAAGGCUGUGUAUGAGGGAAUAGUUGUGGAUGUUCCAUUUGCUUCCUUCUUUUUGAGUCAACUCCUUGGGCACCACCACAGUGUCUUCUACAGCUCCGUGGAUGAACUGCCCUCCUUGGACUCGGAGUUCUAUAAAAAUCUCACUUCAAUUAAGCGUUACGAUGGUGAUAUCAGUGACCUGGGCUUGACACUGUCCUAUGAUGAAGAUGUGAUGGGUCAGCUGGUUUGCCAUGAACUUGUUCCUGGAGGGAAGACCAUUCCCGUUACCAAUGAAAAUAAGAUCAGCUACAUCCACCUGAUGGCACAUUUCCGGAUGCACACCCAGAUCAAGAGCCAGACCGCCGCUCUCAUCGGCGGCUUCAGGUCCAUCAUCAAGCCCGAGUGGAUCCGCAUGUUCUCCGCGCCCGAGCUGCAGCGCCUCAUCUCCGGGGACAACGCCGAGAUCGACCUCGAGGACCUGAAGAAGCACACGGUGUACUAUGGGGGCUUCCAUGGCAGUCACCGAGUCAUCAUCUGGCUCUGGGACAUCCUGGCCAAUGACUUCAGCCCUGAGGAGAGAGCCAUGUUCCUCAAGUUUGUCACCAGCUGCUCCAGGCCUCCACUUCUGGGCUUUGCCUACCUCAAGCCUCCUUUCUCCAUCCGCUGCGUGGAAGUGUCUGAUGACCAGGACACGGGGGACACCCUGGGCAGCGUUUUACGCGGCUUCUUCACCAUCCGCAAGAAGGAGCCGGGCGGGCGCCUCCCGACCUCCUCCACGUGUUUCAACCUCCUCAAGCUCCCCAACUACAGCAAGAAGAGCAUCCUGCGGGAGAAGCUGCGCUAUGCCAUCAGCAUGAACACCGGCUUCGAGCUGUCCUAGGCACGGCCUGGGCUCGGGAUGGGGCUUGGAGCUGCUGCUGGAAGGGGGAGCCCUUCCUACGUGGAGCUGCUGCGCGCGAGCCGAGCGCUCGCUCGAGGCCUGGAGGGGCAGCUGGUAGUGGAGGUUCACGGGGAUCCAGGGAAGAGCUGCUGGGCUCAGAGCUGGUUUUUCUUAGGCACGGCUCCAGGCUGGAGGAGGGGAUGGGCCUGAGCUUAAGCCCUUCACUUGACACCCACGGAAAUCAUCCUUAAAAGCAAACCCCGGGGGAGCACAGAAGGAAUGCUCCAAGUGCCACUCGGAUUAGUGACAGUGAGAUCCCCAGCAGGCUGGGCAGCUGCUGCCAUGGGAGUGCUGCUUUUUCCUUCCCCAGGAGCUGGGCUGGCUGGAAGUGAGUCUGGGAAGCUGCACAAAGGCAGAGGGAUGGCAGAGCCCACAAGGAGAUGUCAGCAUUGGAAGUGCCUGGAUGGGCACUGCUUUCCCAGGACAGGAGGAUUCCAGGUGUCCCUGUUCCUGCAGGGUCCUGGAUGUCUCUUGGAGAAGGAAUCACAGGGAAGCAGCAGCUUCAGCAGGAGCAGAUGGACCCUGUGGCUCUUGGGAAGGCUUUGGAAUGCCAGAGGUUAAGGGCUGGAGCAGCAGGAGUGGGCUCAGCCAGCUGUGCCUCUGCCAGGCUCCUGGCAGGCCCAGGCCUUGGGACAGAAAGAGUCAUGUCUCAAUUUCUCAGGAGCACUACAGGUUUAAUUGUCCUUGGUUUCCAGAGGACAAGAGCUGGCACACACUCAGGCUCCCCAGCACAGUGCUCAGGUGGGGCAGGUUCCUCUCUGGAACCAGGGGAAUGUGUCAAAUCCUCUGGAAACCUCCACUGGCAAAAUCCCUCCAGGAUGGAGGUUUCCCUUUGCUUGCAGGCCCUUUCUUAGGGAAUUGUUUGGACCCAGGGCAGGCUCUCUGUGUAAGAGCCACAUUUGCUUUGUUGCCAAACUCUUUAUUUUGCUCACUUUGUCUCUUUCUGGCCUUACUUCUGUCAGUUGGUGUUUGCCUGGAGCGGGCAGCUUUUGCAGGGGGUGACUUGGACAGAUGUGGAUCCUUCCUGCCAUUUCUGAGACACCCCUAAAGUGUCUCUGCAGCUUCCCAUCUUUGGUCCCUUGAGCUGCUGCGAGCCCUGCCCUGGCCCAGGCUGCAGAGAGGAGAGACUGGGCUGCUCCUGGGCUGUCCUGGCCCUGCUGGGAUUCUGGCACAGAGCAGAGCCAUGGCAUUGCCCUCUUGGGGACAGGGUUAAAAGCCAGUCACCUUCUCCCCUUCACCUCGCUGCUGAAACAAGCUCCUGCACAGGCUGCUGGCUUCUGCCCAGGGUUUUUUCUCUCUCCUUCCCUCCCUGUGGCACUGGGGAUCCUCAUUCCCCUCCCUGGCCAUAUCCCACCUCUCCUGCUGUCCUGCGUGGUCCAUCCCAUGGGGUCCCUGUGCCCGGGUGAGCUAGCAGAGCACAGGGCUCCAUACCCUGGGCUCUGGAAGAGCCCCCUUAGCCACAGGAUUUCACAAGAUUUCCAAGGGGUCGGAAAACCCUCGGCACCGAGCAGCGAGAUGGCCUUGGCUUCAUCCUCCUCCUGUCGUGCUUCAGAUGGAUUUCAGAGAAAUAACCCUUUUUUUAGAACCAAUGCCUGGAAAUGCAUCUGGAAAGCAAUGUCAGGAUCCUUCUUCUCUGUCAGAUCAGUGAGAUUAAACAGGAGUGAUGGGAAGUGUUGGUGCAGACUGGAAUGUCUGCAUCCAGAGGGUUGAGGACACUGGGCUGUGAGUCACAGAAAUGAAAGAUGAUAGUAAUUUUUUUGUUUGUUUGUUUUAAUACAUAGAACAUUUUGGCAUUAACCAGUUGGUGACUGUGUAGUUGGGAGGUUUAGGCACUGCCUUGGACCUCUCAGAGUUUAAGUAUCACCCAAAAUCUCCUUUUUCCUUCUAGGAAAUGCAGUGUGUCUGACUAGAGCACAAUGAGCCUUCAGUGAAAUGAGUUGUUGAACACUGAGAUCAAAUCCUUGCUCCCCUUUUCCCUUUGUUCCUCAGGAGUACAAUUCCUAGAAAAAAAAUCUUACUGCAGACUUAGCUUGGUCCCUCCAAACCUGGAGAUGUUGCACUACAGACACUGCUCCCGUGCUGGAGCUGGUGUGGAAAAUGUGAUAAAUGUCUGGGAAAUUCCCAGUGGAUGCAGGCAAGGAUUCCUGUGGAGGGGCUGAUUCCUGUGUCCCAGGGAGGCUGUGUCAGUCCCUGUCUGCUCUGUGAUUUCUGCCCAGGGAUGGUUUUGCCACAGGGGAUUCACAAGGAUCUUUUCCAUCCAAGAAUUGCUGUCUUGGAGACCUUGGUUCCAUCCCUGUGUGUCUGACCUGCAGAGAAAAUAAAGCUGGGAUGAGUUUGGA